AUGACCCCGUGUGAGAAGAUUAUUCAGACAGCGAUCGAGAAUAAGGCUGAUUUUAUUGGGCUGUCGGGGCUGAUAACACCUUCGCUGGAUGAAAUGGUUCAUGUGGCGCAAGAGAUGCAACGGCAGGGUCUGACAAUACCCCUGUUGAUAGGUGGUGCGACAACGUCGAAAACGCAUACAGCAGUUAAAAUUUGGAAAAAGUAUCGCAGUGGCCCGGUGGUCCACUGUCUAGACGCGUCGAAAAGCGUUGUCGUGGUAGGAUUUCUUGUUUGUUCAUCGUUGCUUGACGCGAAAACACGUGAUGAGUUCUUGGCGGAUAUCGCAGAAGAUUACGAGGAGGUGAGACAAGAGCACUACGAGUCGUUGAAGGAGAGACGUUUCAUAAAAUUGGAUGAGGCCAGAAAUAGGGUGGCGAAGGUGGAUUUCAGCUGCUAUACACCAGUUACGCCGAAAUUCCUGGGCUCUCGAGCGUUCAACGAGUUCGAUUUGAAUAUUUUGGUGGAGUACAUCGACUGGAAACCGUUAUUCGACGUUUGGCAGCUGAGAGGGAAGUAUCCGAACAGGGGAUAUCCGAGGAUAUUCNAAUUUUAG
Messenger RNA from Anisakis simplex (herring worm), 591 nucleotides. NCBI's taxonomy places the organism in Eukaryota, Metazoa, Nematoda, Chromadorea, Rhabditida, Anisakidae. The record is from the annotation of a GenBank genome assembly.